AUGCAACAACAACUAGAAGGUCAAAGAAUUGAAAUAGAAGAUUUAAAGAAACGAUUACAGAAAGUUUAUGAGGAUAGGACUAAGAUUCAUAAUUUAUAUGAUGAACAAUAUAAAAAGAAUGAACAGAAACAUAUUGAAACAAUUAUUGAAAUAGCAAAAGCAGAACGUGAAUCUUUAUUUGGUGAUGUAAAAUCAUUAAUCGGAGAUAAUGAAAG
Molecule: messenger RNA, 215 nt
Organism: Diversispora eburnea
Lineage: Eukaryota; Fungi; Glomeromycota; Glomeromycetes; Diversisporales; Diversisporaceae
Source: the annotation of a GenBank genome assembly